UAAAAAUUAUUUUGACUAAACCAGUCAAUCCAGUUGGAGUAAAAGUGAAACUCCAUUUAGUGACGAUUGGACUGUAAAAGGUUCUCAGGAGAAGAACACAGUCUAUAGGUAUAAUCUGUUGGAGGAGACAUGGCCUCCAAAAUGAGUGUGUCUGGGGAGCAAGACACAGAGAAAGGCGAGAGAUCAGACUCACCUGAACCCAGUUGUGUGUCCAUGAGGAGUGACGGGUCAAUAACCCGUCUAAUACACUUCAAAGACAGAGACAGUACUACUGAUCUGAGGCUGCAAAAGGAUUCAGAUACCACACACAGCAACCUACUGGAGUCUAUAUUUAAGGAGCUGGAGCACAAAGUCAUCAGUCUGUUAAAGAAUGAGCUGAAGAGAUUUAAGAAGCUCCUGAGUCCAGAUUACCCAGCAUGCUCUGAGAGGGAGGUGGAGGAUGAGGAGGAUCAGAGCAGUGUCAGAGAGGGAGUGCUGAAGAUCACACUGCACUUCCUGAAGAACAUGAACCUCACAGAUCUCGCUAACACACUGCAGAACAAACUCGUCUCUGUGCACCAGCGAGAACUCAAAUCCACACUGAGAGAGAAAUGUAAAAGAAUUAAUGAAGGAAUCUCACAGCCUGGAAGUUCAGCACUUCUGAAUGAGAUCUACACAGAUCUCUACAUCACAGAGGGGUGGAGUGGAGACGUCAAUAAUGAACAUGAGGUGAGACAGAUUGAGACAGCGUCCAGGAGACCAGCAGCACAGGAGACACCCAUCAAAUGUAAUGAUCUCUUUAAAGACAAGUCCAUCAGAAGAGUGCUGACUAAAGGAGUUGCUGGAAUUGGAAAAACAGUCUCUGUGCAGAAGUUCAUUCUGGACUGGACUGAAGGAAAAGCAAAUCAGGACGUCUUCUUCAUGUUUCCACUUCCCUUUAGAGAGCUGAAUCUGAUGAAGCAGGAACAUCUCAGUCUGAUGGAUCUUCUUCAUCACUUUUUCCCAGAAAUAAAAGAAUUGCGAUUAAUAGACUGUGAGAUCAACAAAGUCCUGUUCAUCUUUGAUGGUCUGGAUGAGUGUCGACUUCCUCUAAAUUUCCAGAAGAAUGAGAGACUGUGUGAUGUGACAGAGUCAGCCUCAGUGGAUGUGCUGCUGACGAACCUCAUCAAGGGGAAUCUGCUUCCCUCUGCUCUCCUCUGGAUAACCUCUCGACCAGGAGCAGCCAAUCAGAUCCCUCCUGAGUGUGUAGACCAGGUAACAGUGGUACGAGGGUUCAGUGAUCUUCAGAAAGAGGAGUACUUCAGGAAGAGGAUUAGUGAUCAGAGCCUGGCCAAUAAAAUCAUCUCACACAUGAAGUCUUCAAGAAGCCUCUACAUCAUGUGCCACAUCCCAGUCUUCUGCUGGAUCUCAGCCACUGUUCUAGAGAGAAUGUUGGGUGAAGCAGAGCGUGGAGAGAUCCCCAAGACUCUGACUCAAAUGUUCACACACUUCCUGAUCUUUCAGAUCAAACACAAGGACCAAAUGUACCAUCAGAAAUGUUGCCCUGAUCCUCAGCAGACCAGAGCGAGUAUCCUGGCACUGGGAAAACUGGCUUUCCAACAGCUGGAGAAAGGAAACCUGAUCUUCUAUGAGGAAGACCUGAGAGAGUGUGGCAUUGAUGUGAGAGAAGUGUCAGUGUACUCAGGAGUGUGUACACAAAUCUUCAGAGAGGAGUUUGAGCUUCACCUGGGGAAGGUGUUCAGCUUUGUACAUCUGAGUGUUCAGGAGUUUCUGGCUGCUUUAUACGCAUUUCUCUCCUUCAUCAACAAAAAGACUGCAAAACAACAAACCUGGUCUGAUCUUUUCACCAAGUCAGACAUGUCUGAUUUCCUGAGGAGUGCAGUGGACAAGGCCUUACAGAGUGAGAAUGGACACCUGGACCUGUUCCUCCGCUUCGUUCUGGGUCUCUCACUGGAGUCCAAUCAGACUCUCUUAAGAGACCUACUGCCCCAGACUGGAAGCAGCUCUCACAGCAAACAGGAAACAGUCGAGUACAUCAAGAAGAAGAUCAGGGAGAAUCCAUCUCCAGAGAACUCCAUCAAUCUGUUCCACUGUCUGAAUGAACUGAAUGAUCAUUCUCUAGUGCAGGAAGUCCAACAUUACCUGAACAGAAGAGAUUCCUGGUGUGUCGGUGAAGACAGACUCUCUCCUGCUCAGUGGUCAGCUCUGGUGUUUGUGUUGCUGACCUCAGAAGAGGAUCUGGAUGAGUUUGUUUUGAGGAAUUAUCAGAUAUCAGAUGAAUGUGUUUUGGGAAUGAUGCCAGUAUUGAAAGCAGCAAGAAAGGCAGAUCUGUCUCCGUGUAAUCUCAAAGAGGAUGCCUGUAGACCUCUGUCCUCAGUUCUCAGCUCACCCUCCUCCAGUCUGAGAGAACUGGACCUGAAAUGUAAUUAUACCCUGCGGGAUUCAGGAUUGAAGCUGCUCUCUCCUGGACUGGAGAGUCCACACUGUACACUGGAGAUACUGAAUCUGCGUGAGUGUAUGCUCACAGAGGAAAGCUGUAGAGUUCUGUCCUCAGUUCUCAGAUCAAACUCCUCCAGACUGAGAGAACUGGACCUGAGUGAGAAUAAACUGCAGGAUUCAGGAGUGACGCUGCUCUCUGCUGGACUGGAGAAUCCACACUGUACACUGGAGAUACUGAGGCUGUGUCGGUGUGACCUCACAGAGGAAAGCUGUAGAGUUCUGUCCUCAGUUCUCAGAUCAAACUCCUCCAGACUGAGAGAACUGGACCUGAGUUACAAUAACCUGCAGGAUUCAGGAGUGACGCUGCUCUCUGCUGGACUGGAGAAUCCACACUGUACACUGGAGACACUGAGGCUGCGUGGGUGUAAUCUCACAGAGGAAAGCUGUAGAGUUCUGUCCUCAGUUCUCAGAUCAAACUCCUCCAGACUGAGAGAACUGGACCUGAGUUACAAUAACCUGCUCGAUUCAGGAGUGACGCUGCUCUCUGCUGGACUGGAGAAUCCACACUGUACACUGGAGAUACUGAGGCUGUGUCGGUGUAAUCUCACAGAGGAAAGCUGUAGAGUUCUGUCCUCAGUUCUCAGAUCAAACUCCUCCAGACUGAGAGAACUGGACCUGAGUUACAAUAACCUGCAGGAUUCAGGAGUGAAGCUGCUCUCUGCUGGACUAGAGAAUCCACACUGUACACUGGAGACACUGAGGCUGUAUGGGUGUAAUCUCACAGAGGAAAGCUGUAGAGUUCUGUCCUCAGUUCUCAGAUCAAACUCCUCCAGACUGAGAGAACUGGACCUGAGUGAGAAUAAACUGCAGGAUUCAGGAGUGAUGCUGCUCUCUGCUGGACUGGAGAAUCCACACUGUACACUGGAGAUACUGAGGCUGGAACACUGCAGUAUUACAGGUGAAGGUUGUGCUGCUCUGGUUUCUGCUCUGAGGUCAAACCCCUCAUCACACGUGAGAGAACUGAAUCUGAAAUACAAUAAUCCAGGAGAAUCAGGAGUGAAGCUGCUCUCUGAUCUACUGAAGGAUCCACACUGUACACUGGAGACACUACAGCUGUGUGGGUGUAAUCUCACAGAGGAAAGCUGUAGAGUUCUGUCCUCAGUUCUCAGAUCAAACUCCUCCAGACUGAGAGAACUGGACCUGAGUUACAAUAACCUGCAGGAUUCAGGAGUGAAGCUGCUCUCUGCUGGACUGGAGAAUCCACACUGUACACUGGAGACACUGAGGCUGUAUGGGUGUAAUCUCACAGAGGGAAGCUGUAGAGUUCUGUCCUCAGUUCUCAGAUCAAACUCCUCCAGACUGAGAGAACUGGACCUGAGUGAGAAUAAACUGCAGGAUUCAGGAGUGACGCUGCUCUCUGCUGGACUGGAGGAUCCACACUGUACACUGGAGAUACUGAGGCUGUGUGUGUGUGAUCUCACAGAGGAAAGCUGUAGAGUUCUGUCCUCAGUUCUCAGAUCAAACUCCUCCAGACUGAGAGAACUGGACCUGAGUUACAAUAACCUGCAGGAUUCAGGAGUGACGCUGCUCUCUGCUGGACUGGAGGAUCCACACUGUACACUGGAGACACUGAGACUGCGUUGGUGUGAUCUCACAGAGGAAAGCUGUAGAGUUCUGUCCUCAGUUCUCAGAUCAAACUCCUCCAGACUGAGAGAACUGGACCUGAGUGACAAUAAACUGCAGGAUUCAGGAGUGAAGCUGCUCUCUGCUGGACUGGAGGAUCCACACUGUACACUGGAGAUACUGAGGCUGGAACACUGCAGUAUUACAGGUGAAGGUUGUGCGGCUCUGGUUUCAGCUCUGAGGUCAAACACCUCAUCACACCUGAGAGAACUGAAUCUGAAACACAAUAAUCCAGGAGAAUCAGGAGAGAAGCUGCUCUCUGAUCUACUGAAGGAUCCACACUGUAAACUGGAGAAAGUAGAGUUCUGGCCAGUUUAAUUCUGAUCUCCAAUUCUCAACCUCUUCAGUUAAUGUUCACAUCAAACAUCAGAAUGGAGGAAAAGUCUGAUCUCUGUGACUUUAACCGUGGCAUGGUUGUUGGUAGCAGAUGGGUUUGUUUGAGUAUUUCAGAAACUGCUGAUCUCCUGGGAUUUUCACACUGAACACCCGCUCACAGGAUGUGUUUUUUCACCAUUCUGUAUAGAGACUGUUGUGUGUAUUUGGCUGAUUGGAUAAUUGCAUAAAUGAGCAGGUGUACAGGUGUUCCUAUUAAAGUGGACGGUGAGUGUAUGUGACUAUUACUAUUUUAAAAGGAUAAUGAUAAUGGGUAAGAUUUUGCUUCUACAAUGCUUUGUUGUGGUUCAUUAGAUGAUGAAAUGUCAGGACUGUAAAUAUGAAGCAGCUGAGAUAAAUAAACUAAACCUACAUAUUAGAUUGUUUGAGUAAUCCAGUAUAAUGUAGCUUAAACACACACACUGAACAGUAAUGAAACUUCUAUUACAUCUGUUUAUCAGCA
This is a messenger RNA of Ictalurus punctatus (channel catfish), 4936 nucleotides long. RefSeq names its product NACHT, LRR and PYD domains-containing protein 12. Gene Ontology annotation, molecular function: protein binding. The record is from RefSeq and is a predicted model, not a curated record. NCBI's taxonomy places the organism in Eukaryota, Metazoa, Chordata, Actinopteri, Siluriformes, Ictaluridae. The coding region runs from base 130 to 4419 and encodes 1429 amino acids. The transcript is spliced from 19 exons.